AUGAAGGGUGUUGCUAUCAUUUCCGGUCUUUUGGCCAGCACUGUCUCCGCUCACAUGCAAUUGAGCACUCCAUACCCCAUCCGAAGCCCUCUGAACAAGGACGCCAAGGGACAGAAGGAUUACUCGUACACCAACCCUCUGUCAAGCUCUGGCAGUGACUACCCUUGCAAAGGAUACGCCAAGGAUGACUUCGAGGCCGUCGCAACCUGGGCCCCCGGCUCCAAGCAGCACAUGGAGUUGGAAGGCAGCGCCACCCACGACGGUGGAUCAUGCCAGCUCGCUCUGACCUAUGAUCAGGGUGAGACUUUUAAGGUCAUCGAGUCCAUCGAGGGUGACUGUCCCAUUGAGAAGAAGUACGACUUCGAGAUCCCCUCCGAUGCCCCGGCCGGUGACGCUCUCUUCGCCUGGACCUGGUUCAACAAAGUCGGAAACCGCGAGAUGUACAUGAAUUGCGCCAUGAUCACCAUCGGUGACUCCGGUGACCGCACCGCCAAUGCCACGGAGGCCGAGAAGCGCGACGAGAUGGAGGCUCCCAAGCACAUGGCUGAGACGAAGCCCAACAUGAGAGAGCAAGGCAAGAACCUCAACGCUGCUCAGAGCAGCUUUGACAGCCUCCCUGAUCUUUUCGUCGCCAACGUCAAGCAAGAAGGCGAAUGUGUUACCAUCGAGGGCGAGGCUGUCCACUUCCCCAAGCCCGGUCCUAAGCUUGUUGGAAAGGCCGAAGGUCCUGGCUUCAAGUGUUCUUCGAAGGCUCCCUUCCUGUCCGACAACUCUACUUCGUCGGAGAGCACCAAAGAGGAGACCGAGGAGGAAUCCCCCAAGCAGGAAUCGCCCAAGAAGCACUCCAACAAGACCAGCAACAACAUGUCCAAGGUUGCCUCUGCUUUCGGCACCCCUGCCCCCUCCGCAGACCCUCGUGUUCACAGCACCGAAGCGUCCACCAACAACCACUUCGGCCACUACGUUGCCCACUUCCAAUGCCACGAUGGCGAGCUGCUUUGCUCCCCCGAUGGCUACACCUUCGCUCUUUGUGACCAUGGCCGCCCUGUCUUCAUGGGCUCUGUCGCUGCUGGCACCAUCUGCCGUGCAGGUGAAAUCAUCGCUGCCCACUAA
Penicillium olsonii is the source of this 1113-nucleotide messenger RNA. NCBI's taxonomy places the organism in Eukaryota, Fungi, Ascomycota, Eurotiomycetes, Eurotiales, Aspergillaceae. The record is from the annotation of a GenBank genome assembly.